Molecule: messenger RNA, 921 nt
Organism: Pyrus x bretschneideri (Chinese white pear)
Lineage: Eukaryota; Viridiplantae; Streptophyta; Magnoliopsida; Rosales; Rosaceae
Product: embryogenesis-like protein
Exons: 2
Coding region: 102-629 (175 amino acids)
Source: RefSeq, a predicted model, not a curated record
GGGAUAAAAGAAGAGAGAGAGUUUAUAGGGUUUAGUUAAGUUGAGAGUCUUGAGAGGAAGGGGUUUUAGUUGUUUGUGCAAGUCGGGAGAGGAGAGCAACAAUGAAUCAUCAACGUUCACAAAUUGCACUUUGCAAAUUGCUCUUCCGCCACUCUUCCAACCCUGCGCCGAAGCUCUUCUCCCUCAACUCAAUCUCGACGAGUCCGGCUCAGCGAGUUUCCGACUCACCUCCGUUGCCGAAACCCGACAUUCUUCUCAACAAACCUACAAAAAAUUCCCACCAUUUUCUCCACCCAGCUCUCUCGAGUUCAGCGACCCAGUUCGCAGCUCGCCGGAAUGUGAGGCAAUUCAGCGGCGGGUCGGAUGAGUUCGAUCAGAACCAAGUGGUGGACACGAUCAACCUCAAAUUUGCUGAGGCGAGGGAGGAGAUAGAGAUGGCCAUGGAGUCCAAAGAGACUGUUUACUUCGAUGAGGAGGCCGAGUGCGCUCGAGAUUCUGUGAAGGAAGUGCUGGAAUUGUAUGAGGGUCUAUUGGCUAAGGUGCCGGAGAGCAAUAAGGCGGCGUUGCAGAGGUCGAUGGGGCUCAAGAUUGAGCAGUUGAAGGCUGAGCUUCAACAGCUGAAUGAGUGAAUUUAAGAAGUUAAGACCCACAAGUGGAGAAAAGAAGAGACCAAAAGAAGGUGGAGAAAGAAAGCAAUUAGGAACAAGUAUGUCGAAGAAAUCGGUUUUCAGAAGAGGACAGAGUUUCUCAUGUGGUGGACAUGGGGCGAUAUCUUGAUUAGUCCUUGGAACUACUGUAUGGAGGCCUCCCAAUUUGUGGAGGCACCGAAAUUUGAAUGUAACCUUGCUCCUCCACCUUGACGAUUUUUGGUGUGUCAUUAUGUCUACAAUUAGUUGACAAAAAUAAAGAAGUCAUUCGAUA